This is a messenger RNA of Austrofundulus limnaeus, 2853 nucleotides long. Its product is annotated as B2 bradykinin receptor. NCBI's taxonomy places the organism in Eukaryota, Metazoa, Chordata, Actinopteri, Cyprinodontiformes, Rivulidae. Gene Ontology annotation, biological process: calcium-mediated signaling; cell chemotaxis; immune response. Gene Ontology annotation, molecular function: C-C chemokine receptor activity; bradykinin receptor activity; C-C chemokine binding. The record is from RefSeq and is a predicted model, not a curated record. Gene Ontology annotation, cellular component: membrane; external side of plasma membrane.
CAAAGGGUGGGAGCAGAGCAAAACACUUCAAAUGCGUCUGACACCACCUCACUUUCUCCUUUAAUACUCUGUCACAGACAGACAUCUAACAGAAGCUGGAGGUCGUGGAGGAGCAUUGAUUUUCUUUUCUUCAGCAGAAAUGAAUCUUUCAACCACAAGCUCCCCUCCCAACUUCACUUUUGUGCUUGGAGACCAAAACCAAACAAAAAAUGACAUUUGUUCUCCAUAUGACAAUACCUGGACUUUCACUUUUAUUCCAGUGUACAUCCUGCUUCCCUGCCAACACCACCUUUUGGGUUGGAGACCGUGCCAAAACAAAUGGCAGCAGCUGUUUUCCUGAUCAGAAUGACUGGCUCUUCACGUUUGUUCCAGUGUACAUCCUGCUAAUCUCUGUGAUGGGAAUCGUCCUCAAUGUCUUUGUCCUGAUAGUUUUCUGCCUCCACAAGAAGGCCUGCACCACAUCUGAGAUCUACCUCGGCAACUUGGCUGCUGCUGACCUGCUUCUGGUUUCCUUUUUGCCCUUCUGGGCCGUCUAUGUUUCCCAUCAUUAUAGCUGGAUUUUUGGUCGAGCCAUGUGCAAAAUUGUCAGCGCAAGCAUUCUGAUGAAUGCUUACUGCAGCAUCUACUUCCUGGUUCUAGUCAGCAUGGAUCGUUAUUUGGGUCUGGUGCAUCCUCUGUUGUAUGACAGAAUGCGUAGAUCAGUUUUUGCCAAACUGAGCUGUUUGUUUGUGUGGAUUCUGGGCUUCCUCUUUAGUCUUCCAGCCCUUAUCUACAGGGAACUGACACCACCCAAUAAUGAAAGGACCAGUUGUUUUGCUUAUUAUCCAAACACUACUAUGAUGCUAACAAGUGAAGCAUUGAUUGUUGUGUUUGGAUUCAUCAUUCCUAUUUCUAUUAUUGCUUUCUGCAUGGUCAAAAUUAUCAAAGUUUUGAGUGGUUUGGCAACUAAAAGAGCAAAUGUUGAGAAAACAGACCCCAAAGCAACCACUUUAGCUCUGGCAGUUCUGCUGGCGUUCCUGAUCUGUUGGGUUCCAUAUCACCUGAUCAAGAUCCUGUAUGUGGUCCGUGAUGCUGGACUCUUGACUUCGUGUGACUCGCUCAAAAUCCUGCAUUUUUGCCAUCAGAUCUUCACCUACUUUGCCUUCUUCAACARCGUCCUCAACCCCAUCCUCUACGUCAUAGUAGGAAAAAACUUUCAGGCAAAGGUCAAAGAACUCUUCAGGCACCGGACCCACAGUGAAAACUUGACCCUCAACAACGUUUCGGUGACCACAAAACUGUCAAGAAGUGCUGAAUCUGAAGAUGACCCUGUAUAAUGUAUAAUCUGCUCGCAAGUCACUAAUAAGACUUUUGUUGAUAUUUUGUAGUAAWUACAAAACCAGAAGUUAUCAGAAAGGUUGUGACUAAUCAGUGGUGGCUUGUGAGCAUAGAUACUAGUGGGGCAGACAUUAAUUUCCUAAAUCAAUAYCAACACCAAUGUUACAAUUUGCGGCAAGUUUUUAUGAAAACGAUAAAGGCUACAUUACUUUUAAUCAGYUAUUUGUGCACAAAGUUGUUGUCAUUUUUCUCCCUCCCUGCAGGUCAUGUCUUGUAAAAAAAAAAAAAAAAAGUAUGGUCCAAUAUUAAAUCAGAGUAACACAUCCUGCUCACACCUGAAUGUAUUUUGUCUUUUAAUUGUGGGUGAMAUUAAUCAUACAGGUAGCUACACAGUUUUCUGGAUUGGAUUUCUAAUUUUGAGUAAUAAUUAAGUUAAAUGGGGUAAGACGUCGUGUGAACUAAUUCUAAAUAUAAAAGUAAAAAAAAUUGUGAACUCUGUGUCCUCCAAGACACAAACUCACUGACCGAUGGUUUUAUGACUGCAGCUCCAUAUUAGCACAAACUUAGGACAGUAACUCACAUACAGUCACCAGAGAUUAAAGUAAAAAAAUUCUCGUUUUUAUUUCCCUUUUAUUUCCUUAGUUUCCAGUGUUCCAUUCAAGCUGCUCUCUUUGCUCCAAAUACAUUUUAAACAGAUAAUCUCCUCCUCUGUUGGACACAAGUUUUGCUGAACACAAUUUCUGUAUUUUAGCUCACAUUUGGUCUACUGUUUGUAUCGAUGUGCUAAAACCAACAAAAAGUGUCCGUAGGGCAGGAUUUCUAACGCCCUAUUGAGACUAUUUGGAGGAUCUAAUAAUACCGAUUAUUGCAGACAGGGGGAGUAUAGGCUAUAUUAACACGAUAAAUCCACUGACAAAUAGACUGCACAGCCCUGACUGUAAAUAAGUUUAAAAAAAAACUGAGAAUGAAUCAGCGAAACACAUUUCAACUUCAAAAAAAUAGACAAAAUAGUUGAAAAAYACACAGAACAAAACAAUACAUGGCAAGCUAAGCAAAUAAGCAAUUUACGUUUUCUAUUAGGAGGAACUACUUUGUGGGGUGAAUUAAUUUKAUUUUAGGUGGGGUGCUGUGCCUGCUAGCCAUGGUGUAAUGCUCAUUGAAUAGAAGUUCAAUGAAGUUUAUUAUAUUUCAGUGUUGGUUUGCGAGGUUUACGUAAGAGUUAAAUCGCAACAAAAAWUUACAAUACUGAAUUUCAGUAGCUCACAUUCUGUAGACAAAACUCUUAUAAUACUCCUUUUAAUGUGCUUGUCUCUUGUCAGUCCUGAACUUUUAAUGAUGAAUCCAAAAAAAACAAAAAAUAAAAACUAGUAAGUCCUCUGGAUGGAUUCUUCUUUGUUGAAACAUUUUGUUUGUUCUACAAGGGACUUAUUCAGUCUGAUGAGUUGCAGGUAAGCUCAGCCUUACCGUAUAAGCAGUGAGUUCAUUUUCAACUCCUCAGACUGAAGAAGUCUCUUGUAGAUAAAACAAAAAGUUUUA